AUAAGUUAUCAGAAUGUGAUAAACUAUGCGAAUCCACCCGAAAUGAAGAGUCCUGUGUUUUUCGCCAUUUCGUGGUCACGUGCAUGUCCAUAAUAUUGAAGAUUCGCCGCCAGUAUUGAACGAUACAACUUAUACACUUUCGAAUAAACCAUCGCGUCAUUGCAUAUGAAUCGUCAUUUUGACGUUUACAUCGUAAAAAAUAUGUUUUUUAGUCAAACGUUGGUGAAAUUUUACGUGAUUUUUCAAAUUUUAUUAAAGGCAAACUAUGGAAAUGGACACGACUGCGAAACUUUAACAGGUAACUCUACAGAAAAGCUUAAAUGUCGAUUAUUUUCAAAUUACAAUUCAUCUACCCUUCAGAAAACUACUUCAGAAGAUUACCUUCAAAUACUGGACUUGGACGUUUUUUAUGCUGAUAUACAUGUUUCAGGAAUAUUCCAGCUGAUCGGAACUGCAAAAGCGAUGUGGAAAGAUGAGCAAUUGACCUGGGAACCAAAUGAAUACAAUGAUACACAGUCUCUAGAUAUUGGGAAUCAUUUUCACCAAACAUGGAAACCAGAUUUUUCAUUAAUCAACAAUGCAUUCAUCAAGAAUAAACCUUUACUCGAUUCUGGCGGUAUUACUACAGUAAUGCAUAAUGGAACAGUAACAUUCUGGACAAACUACAUCAGUAUACAAGCAACGUGUCCAGUCACAGUAAAAAUUAGACCGUGGUAUAAUCAUAUGUGCCAACUUGAUUUUAAAACCAGCUCACUAAACCCAUUAUUCACCAUUCAUCAUCAAAGUGAAUCUUUACUUUCUAGAAUUUUCAAUAAUUCUGACAGAUCAAAUUCUGGAAAUGAAUCACCAUGGACUGUCAGUAAAACCCAAAAUGUAAAAUCAAUAGAUGGCAACUAUACAUCAUCUGACUAUGCGAUAUCGAUUGAAGUUGAACUAAAUAGAAACAUUGGUAUUUUCAAUUCUACAAGAUGUGUCCCAUUUCCAAGCAGCUAUGAAGCUGAAAUCAAAUGCAAUUUGUUUUCAAAUUACAAUUUACUUUUACCUUCACCAAACGCAUAUGUGCAGACUUUCUUUAGCCCAUUAGUGGAUGUGGUCAUCUCAUACAUCGAUUUGAACAUUGAGGAUGGAAUACUUCUGUUGAUUGGACAUAUUAAUAUGCAAUGGGACGAUAAACGAGUCGCUUGGAAUCAACAAUUUAAAAAAGAACCAAUAACUUGGGAAUCGAAUAAAUCACUUGAAGAUGAUUUACUUAUGGUAGGAAUUGAUGAUGCCGAUUCAGUAUGGAAGCCAAGUUUGGUACUCAGCAAUAAUUUGUUUGAAGAAGACUCCAUAAACAACAGAUCAUUCGGCAAGGGUCGCAUGAAGGCAUUUAUAGAUGGUUGGUUGGCAUGGGAGUCAUCAAUGAGGAUACACACAAAAUGCGACGUGAAUUCUAAUGGUUGGCCAUGGGAUCCUCAAAAGUGUGAACUCGAUUUUACACUCAAUACACCAGCUUUAGAGAUAAUAUUGUUAGAUAAAUCGGUAUAUUCACCAUCAUUAUGGACGAUAACCGGCCUCGAAGAAAAACGUGAUCUUCUACAAUCGAAAAUUGAAAUAAUUUUGCAAAUGAAAAGCUAUUCAAGGCAGGUGGUAUUGUGUUCAACAAUUAUAGCUGUAAGUUUGGUGAUGCUGAUAUCUUUCUUGAUACCUCCAAUGAGUGGACUGAAACUGACUUCAAAAAUAUCAUCUAUUCUACUUCUGAUACUUUUUCUGCUGAUGAUGAUAAAUUCGAUUCCUAAUUUCAGCACAAAAGCAUCUAAUUUUGUGACUGGACUUGUCGUGUUAUUAUUAAUAUUGGGAGUAUCCAGCUGUCUCACCGCCAAAUUGGUUCAAUUUGCAAGAAUAACACAUUCAUCACUGGUCGAGCAAGGAGCAAUUUCUGAAGAAAGCAAAUGCGAAGACAGCAAGGUGGAUACAUUGCAGUUGCUACCUAUGUCAUCCACUGAUGAUGAAUGCACACCUGGAGAAUCUCUAUUGAAUAGAAGUGGAAAAAAAUGGUUAAACGUAGCCGUUGCGGUGGAACUUACAUCAUUUGGGAUUUGUUUGAUUGUUGUUAUAUUUCUUAUCAUGAGUUUAUAAACUUAUUGAAACUGCAUAAUGGCAUUUUGUGUUGGUACCUACUUAAUUUGAUUGCACAUAUCUUUGAAAUAUGUAUGUACUUACUUACUUACUUACCUAAUAUCAUUUACGAGACAUAAACUGGAUAAAUACAUGAGUGCAGUUAGCUUUA
Planococcus citri (citrus mealybug) is the source of this 2269-nucleotide messenger RNA. RefSeq lists its product as uncharacterized. Bases 166 to 2118 code for a protein of 650 amino acids. The transcript is spliced from 14 exons. Gene Ontology annotation, molecular function: excitatory extracellular ligand-gated monoatomic ion channel activity; transmembrane signaling receptor activity; transmitter-gated monoatomic ion channel activity involved in regulation of postsynaptic membrane potential. NCBI's taxonomy places the organism in Eukaryota, Metazoa, Arthropoda, Insecta, Hemiptera, Pseudococcidae. Gene Ontology annotation, cellular component: synapse; neuron projection; plasma membrane. The record is from RefSeq and is a predicted model, not a curated record. Gene Ontology annotation, biological process: regulation of membrane potential; nervous system process; chemical synaptic transmission.